AUGCAGUCUUUAAGAAAUCUCUUCCGGGCUCCUUGGUCCUCUGAUGUAAAACUCUGUGAGAAAACUGCGGUGAUUACAGGAGCCAACACGGGGAUCGGUAAAGAGACAGCUAUAGACCUGUCAAAGAGAGGGGCUAAAGUCAUCCUAGCGUGCCGGGACAUGGAGAAAGCGCAGGCGGCAGUGAAAGAAAUCAUCGAAAGCUCCGGCAAUGACAACGUUGUUUGCAUGAAACUUGAUUUGUCAGACAGCAAGUCUAUCAGAGAGUUUGCAGAAACCAUCAACACAAAUGAGCCUAAACUCAACCUCCUCAUCAACAAUGCUGGUGUUAUGGUUUGUCCGUACGGGAAAACAGCCGAUGGCUUCGAGAUGCAGAUUGGUGUUAAUCACAUGGGUCAUUUUCUGUUGACGUAUUUGUUGAUCGACCUGAUCAGAAGAUCCGCCCCGGCCCGGAUAAUCAGCGUGUCUUCCAUGGCUCACUCCUGGGGGUCCAUCAAUCUGGAGGACAUCAACAGUGAGAAGAGUUACAAUAAGAACAAAGCUUACGCUCAGAGCAAACUCGCAAACAUCCUCUUCACCCGCUCCCUGGCUAAAAGGCUGGAAGGCACAGGCGUGACGACGUACUCGCUCCAUCCCGGAGUCGUGCAGACAGACUUGUGGCGCCAUCUGAGCAGCCCAGAGAGGUUCUUCAUAAAAAUAGCCAAGCCUUUCACCAAAAACUCUGUCCAAGGAGCUCAAACUACAAUUUACUGUGCCGUGGAACCAUCGCUGGAGAAAGAGAGCGGUGGCUAUUACAGUGACUGCGCUCCUGCCAACUGCUCCGCUGCGGGGAAAAAUGACGAGCUGGCGCAGAAGCUGUGGGAGCUGAGCUGUCGACUGCUCUCCAUAUCGUGGGAGUGAAACGUCAAGAAACA
Molecule: messenger RNA, 911 nt
Organism: Nematolebias whitei (Rio pearlfish)
Lineage: Eukaryota; Metazoa; Chordata; Actinopteri; Cyprinodontiformes; Rivulidae
Gene: rdh12l
Product: retinol dehydrogenase 12, like
Exons: 7
Coding region: 1-897 (298 amino acids)
Source: RefSeq, a predicted model, not a curated record